GCGAAGCAGCAGGAGGUGCAGGCGCCGGCCCCGAAGUCGAAGGCCGUCCCGCAGCCCGCGGUGCCCGCGCCGUCGAAGGCGCCCCCGCGCCGGCGGCGCCGCCGCCGCUGGAGCGGCCCGGCGCAGCGCCGUGCGCGAUUCCGCAGGAGC
Prorocentrum cordatum is the source of this 150-nucleotide messenger RNA. NCBI's taxonomy places the organism in Eukaryota, Dinophyceae, Prorocentrales, Prorocentraceae. The record is from the annotation of a GenBank genome assembly.